AUGCAGAAUUUAUGCAAAGGGAUCCGAACUAGACCCCUCCUGGCCCAAAAGACCCCCCCCCGAAUGUGGCUGCUGCUGUUGCCUCAAUGAGCACGGGGAAGUUCAUUGAAACUGAAUGAGAUUGACUGUCUGAUCGAUUGUCCCCGUAGAUUUCUUUAUUCCACCGACAUUUCUUCUUUCUUCUCAGUCUCAUCCUCCUUUAUCUAUACAACUCUACACUGUUUCUCAAAUCAAAACGCAGUGCUUGAAACUCCCUUGAAUCUUACCGACCUUCGCCAAUACUUCUUCGUACCCUCAUCAUCUUUAAGCUCGGUGUUUCGGAACGAACGCCUGUCACACAAUCAUCAACCACCAUCCAACAUGUCGAACACCAUCAUUCUCACCAGCUCCGACAAUGUCGAGAUUCCUGUCGAUCGCGAAGUCGCUGAGCGAUCCAUUCUGAUCAAGAACAUGCUCGAGGAUGUUGGCGAUGCCGCUGCCAACGAGCCCAUUCCGAUUCCUAACGUCAACGAGGCCGUGCUGAAAAAGGUCAUCGAAUGGUGUGUUCACCACAAGGGUGAUCCGCCGGCAGCUGCCGAUGAUGAGACCGAGUCUCGCAAACGAACGACUGAGAUCGACGAGUGGGACCAGAAGUUUAUGCAAGUAGACCAGGAAAUGCUUUUUGAGAUCAUCCUCGCUGCCAACUACCUAGACAUCAAGGCUCUGCUUGACGUGGGCUGCAAGACCGUUGCCAACAUGAUCAAGGGCAAGUCACCCGAGGAGAUCCGUAAGACCUUCAACAUUACCAACGACUUUACGCCUGAGGAGGAGGAACAGAUCCGCCGCGAGAACGAAUGGGCCGAAGAGUAA
Xylona heveae TC161 is the source of this 849-nucleotide messenger RNA. Its product is annotated as E3 ubiquitin ligase complex SCF subunit sconC, variant. The record is from RefSeq and is a predicted model, not a curated record. Gene Ontology annotation, biological process: mitotic cell cycle; SCF-dependent proteasomal ubiquitin-dependent protein catabolic process. Gene Ontology annotation, molecular function: cullin family protein binding. NCBI's taxonomy places the organism in Eukaryota, Fungi, Ascomycota, Xylonomycetes, Xylonales, Xylonaceae. Bases 361 to 849 code for a protein of 162 amino acids. Gene Ontology annotation, cellular component: nucleus; cytoplasm. The transcript has 4 exons.